AAGUGACUUUUAAUUUAGCUAAUAUUACUUACUGUCAAUCGUUAAAAGUGUGACAUUUGACAUUGAUAACUUUUGAGAAAUAUAAUACAAGAAAAAGUCAAAACAAACAUUUAAAAUUUUAUAAUUAGUAGUUAGGACGUGUUUGUAGUAAAAUCGUACAAUUAUAAUUACAUUUCUACCAAGGGUAACGAGGACAGUUAAAAAGAAAAAAUGUCAGUGAGCUUAUUUCUUUUUUCUUUUCUUAUGUAUUUCCCUAUCGUUCAAAACUUAGACAAUGGAUUAGCUCGCAAGCCUCCUAUGGGGUGGAUGUCGUGGGGCUACUAUAUGUGCGGUGUAGAUUGCAAAAACAAUACUGAUAAAUGUCUCGAUGAAAAUUUAAUAAUAUCGGUGGCGGAUAAAUUCUAUCGGGACGGAUACCAAGAGGCAGGUUUUGAAUAUAUAAUAAUAGAUGACUGCUGGUCGCAGAAGAAACGAGACACCCUCGGUCGGUUAGUACCUGAUAAAGAUAGAUUUCCUCGGGGAAUAAAGUUUAUUGCUGAUUAUAUACAUGAGCGAGGUCUUAAGUUCGGUAUGUACACGAAUAUAGCCGAUGUCACUUGUAUGGGCUAUCCGGGCUCUAGGGGUCAUUUCCAAAGUGAUGCUAAAAUGUUUGCGGAGUGGGGUGUCGAUUAUUUAAAAGUUGACGGCUGUUUUGUUGCUGAAAAAUAUCUUAAUACAGCAUACAUAAAGCUUGGCAUGCACUUAAACGCCACGGGUAGGCCGAUGGUGUACUCCUGUAGCUGGCCUUAUUAUAUAGAGUUUAUACACCAUAAAAAGCCGGAUUACAAAAACGUAGCCAAAUAUUGUAACAUGUGGCGUAACUACCACGACGUUGUUACGUCAUGGCAUGCCAUAAAGUCUAUAAUAUUACAUUACCAGAUGUCCUAUGAUGAGUUACAUGAACAUCAUGGGCCAGGCCAAUGGAAUGACCCGGAUAUGUUAAUCUUCGGUACAAAUUCCUUAACAGACAGUCAAAGACGGGUUCAUAUAGCUGUAUACGCGAUGUUAGCGUCUCCCUUAUUACUGUCUUGUGAUAUGGAUAAUAUAACUCCGUAUGAGAGGGAGUUAUUACAGAAUUUAGAUUUGAUGGCCAUUGCUCAAGAUCCUUUAGGUAUUAUGGGUAGGCCUUAUCAGUUGCAACACUUAAUAACGCUUUGGGUGAAGCCCCACUUACCCAGGAAAGGAGAUACGUAUCACUCUAUCUCUUUCGCUCUUGUUAAUUUAGAUGAAAUCGAUCGUUCUAUCUCUUUCACACCCGGGCAAUACGGAUUAAAUUCAACGGAUUACACUGUUAUGGACGUGUUCACAAAAACAUUUUUAAGAAAUAUUACAGUACAGGAUACAAUUACAAUUAAUGUACCGCCUGAAGAUGUGAUAUUGUACACGCUUUUCCCAUUAUGAUAUUUUUGGACAAGAUGUUUAUCAACAUUUAAUAUAAUUGUAACGAUAAUUGAUAAAUUAUGUUAAACAUUCCUUUACAUAUCAAUCCAAUCUACUUAUGUGGAAAAGUUGUUUGAGACAUAAUAAAUGUUUGUUGAACUGAAAAGAAUAAUAUAUUACAUAAAA
Melitaea cinxia (Glanville fritillary) is the source of this 1605-nucleotide messenger RNA. Its product is annotated as alpha-N-acetylgalactosaminidase-like. Gene Ontology annotation, molecular function: alpha-galactosidase activity. Lineage: Eukaryota; Metazoa; Arthropoda; Insecta; Lepidoptera; Nymphalidae. Gene Ontology annotation, biological process: oligosaccharide metabolic process; glycoside catabolic process; glycosylceramide catabolic process. Bases 211 to 1440 code for a protein of 409 amino acids. Gene Ontology annotation, cellular component: cytoplasm. The record is from RefSeq and is a predicted model, not a curated record. The transcript has 9 exons.